This is a messenger RNA of Pelmatolapia mariae (spotted tilapia), 4758 nucleotides long. It is a transcript of the gene col20a1, whose product is annotated as collagen alpha-1(XX) chain. Bases 1 to 4692 code for a protein of 1563 amino acids. The record is from RefSeq and is a predicted model, not a curated record. The transcript has 41 exons. Gene Ontology annotation, molecular function: protein binding. NCBI's taxonomy places the organism in Eukaryota, Metazoa, Chordata, Actinopteri, Cichliformes, Cichlidae.
AUGUCUCCUCACCUCCUUGCUACAUCAUUGUCAUCUUCCUGGCUAAUGCCAUUUUUCCUGCUCAGUGUCCUGCUGCUGUCUUCUGCUGUCCAUGGCCAAGGUCGUCUUAAGCUGACGGUCCUGUCUGAAGACAGACUGCAGAUGAAGUGGAAGGAGGCUGAUGGGCCUGUUCAGGGUUACAAGGUCAGAGUGAGACCGAUUUCAGAGGUGCCACAGCCAGAGCUCAUGUUGACUACCACCCGGGGCCGGGCAACAGUGGCAGGUCUGGACUCCAGUCAGGAAUAUUACCUCCAGGUCCUUGUGCUCAAUGGGACGACAGAGAAACUUCUUGCAAAGAGACGAUUCACAAUGCAGACUCUGCGGGAGGAGGAGAUGAUCCGCAGUGGCACCAGAGAGCACAGGAAGAAGUUGCUGCCAGGUGGGUCAGGAUCAGGAGAACUGGAAGAUGCAACAGAGGCUCUGCUGGAUGUACCAACAGUUCUGUAUCCGGAACCUACGACCACCACUCCUGCCUCUGCCAGUACUACAGAGCCUCCAGCUACAGAUACCCCCUCUGAACUCCCAGAUAAGACCCCUGAGAAAAGUGGCAAAGAGAAGAGGAAGAAGAAGAAAGAGCGGGAUCGUUCCAAGAUGGAGAACAAGGAGGAGCAGGGAACAACACAGGGCAUGUCUUCAAGGAAACCAUUUGAAUGUGCGAGCGAUGCAGCUGCAGACAUCAUGUUGUUGGUGGACGGCUCCUGGAGCAUCGGACGCAUUAACUUCAGACGUGUCCGAGACUUCUUGGAGGGCCUAGUGACACCUUUCCACAUUGGACCGAAUCACAUUCAGAUCGGACUGACACAGUACAGUGGAGACCCACGCACAGAAUGGCACCUUAACAACUUCACCACUAAAGAGCAGCUGUUGGAGGCAGUGAGGAACUUCAGAUAUAAGGGAGGAAACACAUUUACAGGUCAGGCACUACUCCACGUCAUGGAGGAGAACAUGAGGUCCAGUGCAGGUGCAAGAUCUGACACUCCGUUUUUUCUGGUGUUGUUGACUGAUGGGAAAUCUCAGGAUGAUGCCAUUGCUGCAGCCAACCGGCUGAAAAAUGCAGGCAUUGAAAUCAUUGCUGUCGGUGUAAAGAACGCUGAUGAAGCGGAGUUGAGACAAGUGGCCUCGGAGCCAGUGGAUCUGAAUGUCUACAAUGUUAAUGACUUCCCUCUGCUCAGCAAGCUGGUGGCACGGCUGGUCCACAUAUUGUGCGGGAGGAUAGAGGAGCGCGGCAUCACAAAGCGAAUGGAGCCUGGUUCCACAGCAGAUCCGGCCCUCUCCUACCCCAGUCCUACUGAUCUCCGGUUUUCAGAGCUUGGUUCCAGAGAGGUGAAGCUUCACUGGACCAAUCCUGUGAAGCCGGUCCAACAGUACAGAGUUGUGUACCACAGUGCUGAGAGUCAGAGUCCACAGGAGGUGGUGUUACCCGGCUCAGAAUCUGUUGUGCUGCUGGAAGGCCUCUCCUCUCAAACUCUGUACCACGUCUCUAUCUUUCCCGUGUAUGAGGACAACGUAGGCUUAGCGCUCAGAGGGACUGUCACAACAUUGCCACUGGCCAUGCCUGCCAACUUGAAAGUGACUCCUUCAUCUUACAGCACGUUGCAAGUGAGUUGGGGUGCUGCACCCGGCGCAACACAGUACUUGAUCCUGUACUCAGCACUCAGCCACGGAGAGCCUGAUGAUGCCAAGGAGGAGAAAUUCGGUGCAGAACCAACUGUGGUGGAGCUGGCAGGAUUAAUGCCAGCCACAGACUACUCUGUCACUCUUUAUGCGCUUUAUGAGGAGGAACCCAGCGACCCUGUCACUGCUGUUACCACCACAUUCCCCCUCCCAACACCACUGAGUGUUCAGUUCCCGAUAGUCACCCACAGUAUGAUGAAGGUGAGCUGGUUGCCCGGGGCUGGGGAGGUCCCCGGCCAUAGAGUCACCUACAGCACCAACCACGGCAGUGAUGUCAAGCAGGUGGAAGUGACAGGAGUGAACUCAGUGCUGGUGCAGAACCUUUCCUCUCUUUCCAGAUACCUCGUUUCUGUUCAGUCUCACUACGCACAAGGCCUGUCUGCAGCACUCACCAGUAACGUCACCACACUGAAAGUGCCUCCUCCUGCAGACCUUAGGGUAACUAAUUUCUCAGACAGUGACAUCACGGUGCGCUGGGAAGCUGCAGCUGAUGAUGUUGUUUCUUACCUCAUUAAGUGGAUCUCCCUAAGUGGAGGCGACCUGAGACAGCUGCGUGUGAGUGGUGACAGUGAAGGAGCAGUUCUUGGAGGGGUGGAGGAUGAUAAGGAGUAUCAGAUUUCACUGUCUGCGCUCUAUGGAGAUGGAGCUCAGAGUGAAGCUGUGGCCAUACGCUACAGCACCUUGUCUGGUGGAGGCCCAACCAGCCUCACGGUUUCUGAUGAGACUGCCGUCAGCAUGGUGAUCAGCUGGGUACCUCCCAAUGCUCAUGUCCUCCAGUAUCGUGUGUCCUACAUGGCAUUGACUGGAGCUGAUAGCCAGGAUCACACUGUGCUGGUCCCUGGUGGACAGAAGCGGGUGAUGCUGGAGUCAUUGCAGCCAGAUACACGCUACAGCAUCUUGGUCACUGCUGAGUACCACAACAGAGAAGGAGGCAGCGGUUCAGCUCAGGGCAAAACUGCCACUUUGCGGGUAAGCAGUGUGAGUGUGGUCAGGUCAGACCACUCCAGUAUCUGUGUGUCAUGGAGACCAGUAUCUGCCGUUGAUGGUUAUCGUAUUGUAAUCCAGGAUGUAAAAGACAAGCAAUCAAAGCAAGAAGUUGUGAGUGAGUUCAGCAGAAGCCACUGUUUCACUGAUCUGGAACCUGAGACUCUGUAUCGCAUCAGCGUGAACUCUCGUCUUGGCUCAGCAGAGGGCCCGGCAGUCUCCAUCCUCCAUCCCACAGCUGCAGCUCCAGCCCGAAUCGCCAUCCAUCCCCGGAUGUACCCUAUCCACAAUGAAGUGUGCCCUGAAGUCACCAUCAGAAACAGCAUUGUUAAAGGGUUCAACAUGAUGGAAGCCUUUGGUCUGACUCAGAGAGCUCACUCAUCGGUGGAGGGAGUGGCAGCCGAGCCUUUUGUCUUCAACACGCUCCCCACCUACACUCUGUACAGAGACGUCCAACUGACACAGAGCACCAAGUUUAUCCACCCCGCAGGUUUCUCCCCAGAGCACACCAUCAGCAUUGCCUUCCGAAUGCUGCAGGAUACACCCAGGGAGCCUUUUGCUCUCUGGCAGCUCACAGACAAUGACUUCCAGCCAAAGAUGGGAGUGGUGAUUGACCCAACCACCAAGCACCUGUUAUAUUUCAGUCUGGACUACAGAGGUGAAGUGCAGGAGCUGACCUUUGACCAGCCACAGGUCCACAGGCUGUUCUAUGGCAGUUUUCACAAGGUUCACCUUUCUGUUAGCCAGGUGAGUGUAUCCUUGUCUGUGGACUGUCAGCACGUGGGUGAGAGGCCAGCCCGUCCUCUAGGCAACUUGCCCACCGAUGGAUUUGAGAUGCUGGGAAAACUGGUGAAGACCCGAGGACCUAACAGUGGCUCAGCCCCGUUUCAGCUGCAGUCUUUUGAAAUCGUCUGUAACACCACGUGGGCUUCAGAGGAUACCUGCUGUGACCUGCCUGGAGUGAGAGAUGAGGAGAGCUGCCCUACCCCUGCGUACACCUGUACCUGUUCCUCUGACGUCCCUGGAGCUCCUGGUCCCCCUGGACCACCUGGGAAGCCAGGCCCUCGUGGUGAAAAAGGUGAAAAAGGAGAGCAUGGCCAAAAGGGAGAAGUAGGUCCUCCAGGAAAUCCUGGACUUGAGGGAGGCCUUGGACCUGUGGGCAGCAUCGGGCCACGAGGCAUUACAAUGCAGGGCAAAAAGGGUCCACCAGGAGCAAGGGGAGAGAAGGGAGAUCCUGGGCGACCGGGAGUGCAGGGGGUACCAGGACCUCCAGGUCAAAAAGGGGAGGAGGGAAUCACAGGUGCCAAGGGCAUCAGAGGUGUGGAAGGUAACAUGGGCGCACCCGGCGUCACUGGACCCAGGGGUUUCCAAGGAAUGCCAGGAUACCCAGGGCCUAUAGGAGAAAGGGGCCCCCCAGGUCCUGUGGGACCUACGGGCUUGCCAGGUAAUAAAGGGGAAAGAGGAGAAAAGGGAGAACCUCAGUCCAUGGCUAUGAUCUACCAACUGGUUACACAGGCCUGUGAACAACUAGUACAUAAGGAGGUGUUAAAACUCGACAUGUUCAUUAACGAGAUCGGUCGUAAGCCAGUUCCAAUUGAAGAGCCAGUGGGGCCUCCAGGGGAACCAGGAAUACCAGGGCCCAAGGGCCCACCGGGUGCCAGGGGCUCACAGGGUCGUGUAGGCCCAAGGGGAACACCUGGCAGGCCUGGAUAUCCAGGAGAGCAAGGAAGGAAAGGUGUGCCUGGGGAGAAAGGUGAUGCAGGGUCCAAUGUCCAGGGUCACCCAGGGGUCAAGGGAUUAGCAGGACCUCCUGGUGAGUCUAAGCUGGGAAUCCCAGGUCCCAAAGGAGAAAAUGGUAAGCCGGGGCCAUCUGGGAUCCCCGGAACACCAGGUCAGCCGGGCGAGAUUGGACCACCGGGUGUUUGUGACAACAGCGGAGGCUGCCACAUGCUUCCUCAGCAAACAGAAGACUCUUAUGAUGACUACCAGCCUUGAAUGGAGAAAACAUGCAGGAGGCAGUGGUAAGGUGACUGACAUCUGUAGGAAAUGACUGGUUCAUUU